UUGUUGAAGACUGUAUUGACCUAUAGCUGCUAAAAUCCGCUUCCCUUGGAGUUGGAUAGUUGUCUCAUUGGCAAUCAUAACACAUCUCCUUAUUUCAUAUUGUUUUGGAAUUAUCUACCAUUUUUAGUACUUUUUUAAGAAGUAAAUGUCAUGUCCAGGGCGAUCGACAUUACGGAGGACGAAAUGAAAGAUGAAUCAACUGUCUUGUAAUGUAUAAUUAUAUUCAAUGUCCUCAUGCAUGAAUGAUGGUAUCAAACAAACUUUUUGAAUAUUAUAAUUUUUACGCCUUGAUUCUUGAAAUAUUGGUCCGAUAAAUUUGUGGAAACAAAAAAGAACCUGAAAUAAAGAUAUUGGGGUGCAAUUUAAAGCAUACAAAUUAAAUCAAGAUCAAAUAUUGAAAUCCUUAAUUAUGAAUUUAAUCUGACUAUGUUGAACCAUUUGCAUUCUUGCUAAAUGAAGAAAAGUCUUAAACAGCACCCAUUGAUAGUAGCUGUAACAGCCCUUAGAUGUUUUAAAGUCCUUUAUAUUCUGCAAGUUAUGGUUUCAAGUGUUUUAAUUUUUAUGAUGUAGAACAUUGCAUACCAUCUGUUUAAUUAAAGUAACUCUUCACAGUCUUGCAAUGCGUGAAAAUCCAUAGAAGGCCCAUUCAUGAUAUGACAUAAAACCCGAUCUCCAAAUGGAAAGAAGCAUGCUCUCAUUCAAAACCUUAUUAUAAUAUAAAAAUAAGGAGAUGCGGUAUGAUUGCCAAUGAGACGUACAACUAUCCACCAAAGUUCAUAUGAAGUGGAUGUAAGUAAUUAUAGGCAACCGUACGGCCUCUAACAAUGAGAAAAACCCAUACCGUAUAGCAGGCUUUAAAAGAUUCCGACAUGAAAAAUAUGAAACAAUUCAAUUGAAAAACUAACGGCCUAAUUCAUAACAAAAUAAUUUACGAAAAACAUAUACGUAUGACAGACAUGAAACAACGACAACCACUGAACUACAGGCUCCUGACUUGGGACAGGCACAUACAGAAUGUGCCAGGGUUCAACAUGUUUGAGGGCGCCAACCUUCCUUUAACAUGGGACAGUGGUGUAACAGUACAACAUAGGAACAAACGAUAAAAAUCAGUUGAAAAGAGCUUCUCUCAUCAGAUUGAUACAAAGUAGAAAAACAUUUAACAAAAACCCAGACCGGACAUGGCAGGGUAUUUAUACAUCCAUCAUAACACAAAAGACACAAAGUACAGAUCUGAGAGUACUAGCAGUUACUGACUAUUUAAGACAGUUUUUGGUGAAAACAAUGUGUAUUAAGUAUGGACGUUUUGAUAUUUGAAGACUGUAAAAGGUAGAUUGUACAUCUAGCGACGCUAUAAAUUGUAUUACCAAGCAACCAGGAAGGAAUCGAUACGAUGACGAUCUUGCAAGCCAUUCAUAAGGAUAUGGGCUUAAAAUAUAACAAGCGGAAUAUAACAAUCAAAGAAUUUGAAGUUUAUACUUCGGUAAAUUAAGAUUUUUGUAGUUAAAAAAACAUUAUUUUUAACAACAAUAUCAAUAUCAACCCGCACUCUCCACAAUCCUAUUUAUUGUAAUCAUAGGGCUAAAAUUGUUUUUCAAUGUUCAAGUUUGUGCAUACAAGGGUUGUUCAUGCAGUUUUUAAUUAUGCAUUCAGUAUUCACUCAGUACUUGUCUUUACUAUCGUAGUCUUAUCCCAGUCUUAAACCAUACGUACAAGACACCGUUUUCAUCUAAGCACCUUCUGUUUACAAAGCAUUUUACUUUUAAAGGGCUUAAAUCCGAAUACAUACAGAGAAAACAGAUUAAUUUCAGGAGACAUCUUUUAAAAUUAAACAAAUUCCUUUGUUUAACCAUUUGCGCUUUGUUAUGUAUUUUGAAUAUGAAUGGAGUAAACUUUAAAUAUACAUUAUCCAAAUAACCAAAAUCAAACCAAAAGUAUAUCUACAGGUUAGCGAAAUAAACACUUACUGUCUUUAUGAAUUCGAUGCAUCCGAAGCGCUGAUCUGGAAUUACCUUCAUCAGUAAAGCUCAAAGCUGAACAUUUAAAUUAUAGUCUAUCAACUUUGAAUGAGGAAGUUAACAUUUUGUUUUAAAUCAGGAACACAUGUUUUUAAAAUUUAUCCAGCUCUACAUUUUUCAGAGACACGUUCUUGACAUAUGUAGUAGCCUCUGUGACUAAAAUUGCACUUUCGUAUACAGAAACUUAAACGUGUAGUUUAAAUAAAAUAUGCAUGAACGCUAGCAGUGAAUUAUGACACUGAUUUUGGCGCAAUUAAUAAAAUGCCAAAUCGAAAUCAAUUUUCAUUUCAGACCGAAGAUAGAAGUAGCAUUAUUACCAGUGUACCAAUACUGGUGUGUUAUGGCAUACUUCUCUGUCAUUUUGUGUAUCGUGCAGUUGUCAGUUUAAAGACAUGUAAAAAAUCUGGACAUAAUGGAGUUAGUUUAACAUCUAAAAAUUUUCAAUAGCAAAGUGCUUAUUUGUUCAAAGACAUUUUUAUAAAUCUGUUUAUCAGCUAAAAUUAAUUUGUGUAUAAAAAUUAUUCAUCUCACUGUUUCUAUAAAAACUUUAAAAGAGAAAGAUACUGAAGGGAUAUUUAAACUCAUAAGACGAAAACAAUGUCAUGGCAAAAAAAAAAAAGAAAAACGACCAAAAGACAAACAGCAGUACACGAAACACAACAAAGAGAAACUAAAGACUGUGAAACACGAACCCCACCAACACCGGGGUGAUCUCAGGUACUCCAGGAAUGGACAUGUGGCACCCGUCACGUUGCUCAUGUAUGUACAAAUACGGUGAUAAGUGAUUAUUUGGUAGGUCACAUUAGUGGAAAAAAGAACGGAAUUGUAGUUACGAAAAUUGGAACAUAUUUGUCGUCAUCUGUGAAACCGAUAUUCCAUAACGGUUCACCAACUAUGGCCUCCGUAAAAUUAACUAACUUAGCUUAAGAUUUUGAUACCGAAAUGUUGUCAAUUAGUGAUACUAAGUAAGUGGUUUUCCUCGAUUAUACAAAUAUCGCAACCCCACUAAGAAAGAAAUGAUCCGAGGAGCAAGAAAAAAUUCAUAUGGAGGUAAUGAUAACUUCGGUCUGUAAUGCAAACGUCCAUUGUUCAUAACGUUCAAUAACUGACAUAUACUGAUUUAUUCAUUAAUGUUUGGAAAACAUUAAAUACCUUUUUAUUUAAAUGCUUAUAAAACAAAACUCGUUAAGGUACCAGGCUUAUAAUUAAGUACGCCAGACACGCGUUUCGUCUACAAAAGACUCAGCAGUGACGCUGGAAUAAAAAAAAGUCAGUUAGCCAAAUAAAGUACGGAGUUGAAGAGCGUUGAGGGCCGAACACUUCAAAAGUUUUUCCAAAUAAAGCUAAGGUAAUCUAUUCCUAUAUGAUAGAUAUGUUUUGUUCAUUUCAAUUUACUGUUAUUGGUUUACAAUUUACAAUUUUUUAAAUAAAACAAUAAUUACAUACUUUAAUAAAUUUGUACAUGUGAACCUUUAAAUCCGUUGUCAGUGCAUUCUUAUCAUUAUUGCUUCUGCAUGAUGCGUCUUUAGCAACCUGUGACACAGCUUGUCAGUUUUAGUUACGAAAGGACAUAUGUAAAAUGGUUGUUAAAAAGCAACGGUGAAAAUGCUCCAAUUGGAAUUGGUAAUGUUCAAGAAACUAAUGUUGGAGCUUAUCAGAGGUUUGAAUCAUACAGAACUGGAAUGAUGAAAAGACUAAAUGAUAGUGCACCGCUAAGAACAUCUCCAAGAGUUAUUUUCACCUUUGUAGUAUCAACACUAAUACUGCUGCAGUUGAGCAUAACCUUAUGUCUCUUGUAUCAACCACUUCGAAGAUAUGCAGUGGUGUUGGUGAAUAACUUGAAUUCAACAGCUUUACUUGAUGGCAAUCUUUUUCUUCAAGUUACUGAUGUGAGUUUUUACACAUCAUUUGCCACUUCAACCUUUAUAAUGGCGCUGUAUAUUAUACUAAUAUAUAGAAGCUAUCAGAGGGAUUUGAGGAGGAUGUAUUCUGGAGAUUUCAGCUUUUUGCCAAAGAAAGUCAAAAGAACUGAUAAUAAGGAUUUUAUAGCGUCAAGUCUUCGAUAUUCAGGAACUCAAAUAGCAUAUAUGUUUUGGUGCUAUGUAAUAUUAUUUGUUGUCAUACUGCUGUUGUGUUACAUACUGGCAUAUCUCCUUAUUCUUCCAUUAAUGGAUAAAGUUUCAGAUCAAUUAUUAAUUGGUGUGAAAGCUAUAUUUCCGAUUGUUGCAGCUCAUUAUAUAUUUCAACUGUGUCAGACUUUCUUGGUGAAUCGGUACUUUUUACAAAACCAUACAGUGAUGAAAGAGACAUCUGAGGACUUGCAACGUGUUAUUGCACUGAAAAACAGAAAGCUAUUCAGUGUUUUGAUGUACUUCAUGUUUUUCUUUCAUGUAAUCAUCGGAUUUUUUACCUGCAUUCGAAGAAUAUUACUAGGUGGUGCUAUUGGUAUCCUUACUUUAGCACGUAUAGACAGAAGUCUAUUACCACGUGGAUAUGAACAUUUAGACAGUGGAUAUGCAACAUAUGUUGGUCUUAUAAUGUUAGAACUAUACCAUAGGAACCCUAUUUUGAUCGUGUUUUGUGAGGAAUUGCGUCAAACGCUAAUGGUCAAAGACAAAAGAAAGUUCAUAUCAUUAGAAAUACCUGGAAAUCAUGCAGGGUAUCAAAAUAGUAUAUCAGGCAGUGAAUUGAUCCAAAGACGGAAACGCAUCCAGAAUAUGUGGUUCAAAGCUUUGACACUUAUAAAUAAUUCAUCUGUUAGAAGACACCAUGAUGGCAAGAUAAAACGUUUAGAUCUUUAUCCAGAUAGAACACAAGAUUUUACUAAAUGAAGCAUAUGUAGCUACUAUAAACUUAUUCAUAAUCGAAUAUUAUGAUGCACAAGUCAUUAAUAAUAAAUAUAU
Molecule: messenger RNA, 4918 nt
Organism: Mytilus californianus (California mussel)
Lineage: Eukaryota; Metazoa; Mollusca; Bivalvia; Mytilida; Mytilidae
Product: stimulated by retinoic acid gene 6 protein-like
Exons: 9
Coding region: 3698-4846 (382 amino acids)
Biological process (GO): vitamin A import into cell
Cellular component (GO): plasma membrane
Molecular function (GO): signaling receptor activity; retinol transmembrane transporter activity
Source: RefSeq, a predicted model, not a curated record